UGGUUGGUGGUGUUUUUUUUUUUAUUUGUUUUUCAAGUCGACAGAAAGUUUUUCGCACGGUUUUUGGGUUUUUAUCGGUUUUGCUUGGCGUUUCGCAAAUUAAUUCAAUAAAAUAAUAUAAUAAUUCGUAUACCUAACGAAACGUUUGAACCUCUCAUGGAUUGUAAACCUGUUAUCAAUGAUAUAAAACUAGAAAACCAGGACGAAUUCAGUUUCGAUGUGCGCGUAAAGGUUGAAAAUGACAUUGAGUGGCCCGCACAGAUGGUACUAGCUCAAAACGAAGUGUACGAGGAAUUUGAACAAAAUAACUCGCUAACUUGUAACUGGCCUAGUAAUAGUUUUAAAGAGAACUACCAAGAUGACAUAUGCGAAAAUAACCAACAAAACCUAUACUAUGCGCAAAUCAAGCAGGAUUUCCAAAUAAAUGUGCCAAAUGAUGUGAUUAGAGACAGCUUUAUACAGGCCCCACAUCAAGAGUACCAAGACAAAAUAAUAUAUGAAAAUUUAAAAGAAGAGAGUUUUGAAACAUGUUUGCUGUGUGGGAAAUGUUUUUCAAACAGUUAUUCACUUCUUCAACACAACCUCGUCCACCUAAAAGUGCCUUUAAUCAAAAGAAAAGUAUUCAUGUGUGAGCAUUGCCCUAAAUAUUACAAUAAUAAGACAAAUUUAAAAAACCAUAUCCUGAUAAACCACGUAAGAAAAUACGACAGACUUAUGCCGAUCACGAAACAAAGACAUGAGUGUUUGAUUUGUAAAAAAACUUACUCAUACAAACAUUGGUACGAUCACAUGAGAGAAGUACACAGUGAAACAAAAUUUAAAUGCAAAGAAUGCAAUGCAUUACUUAAAACUGAACGUACUUUGAAACGACACAACCAAUUUGUUCACAAAGCAGUGGCAAAAUGUGAACUGAAAAAAAAUGGAUGCCCUAAAUGUCCAGUUGUUUUGGAUAGCAAGUAUGCUCUGACAACACAUCUAAGGAACUGUCAUAGUAGUGAAACUUAUAUGUGUCAUUUAUGUAACUCAAAGUUGAAAUGUAAGUCAUAUUUGCUAUCUCAUAUGAGACGUGUUCACUACAAUGAUGGAAAGUUACAUGAAUGCAAAAUUUGUGGUAAGGAGUUCAAGUCGAAAAGAUAUGUGAAGAUACAUGUAAAAAAUUCUCAUUACAAAAAGAAAACUUAAUUCACGAAUUCAUGACGGUAUUCUAACAAUAUUCAACCUCGCACUGGACAAGUGUAACGUUGGCAGAUGCCAUU
Molecule: messenger RNA, 1256 nt
Organism: Maniola jurtina (meadow brown)
Lineage: Eukaryota; Metazoa; Arthropoda; Insecta; Lepidoptera; Nymphalidae
Product: zinc finger protein 761-like
Exons: 2
Coding region: 157-1182 (341 amino acids)
Biological process (GO): regulation of transcription by RNA polymerase II
Cellular component (GO): nucleus
Molecular function (GO): DNA-binding transcription factor activity, RNA polymerase II-specific; RNA polymerase II cis-regulatory region sequence-specific DNA binding
Source: RefSeq, a predicted model, not a curated record